AUGAGCAAUCCGAAGACAAGACCAAAGCGGCGAUAUUCCGAGCAGUUUCUGAAGUUUGGCUUCAUUGCGGUCGAGACCAACAGGAAAGAGACAGCGCCUCUCUGUCUCAUUUGUCUCCAGGUCUUGUCCAAUGAGUCCAUGAGAUCCUGUCGACUUCAACAUCACUUGAAGUCGAAGCAUCCUCAGAAGGCCGCCUCGCCACUGGAGUACUUCGAGUCGUUGAAGGAAAGCUUCGAGAAUAGACCAAGGGUAGGCUCUUUGUUCGCCAACUCCAGGUCCGCGGCGAUUCGAGUUCAGCGAGCAAGCUAUGAAAUCUCUCUCUUGAUCGCGAAAACUGGGAAUAACCAUUCGGUCGGAGAGCAGCUUAUCAAGCCAGCGAUAGCGACAUUCCUCAAAACGGUCGGUCAGACUGAUGACAAGGAAGUUGCGGCAUUGCCGCUGAGCAACAAUACGGUUUGCCGGAGAAUCGAUCGUAUGGCUGAAGAUAUCGAGCAGAAGCUGGUCGAGAAAUUGCGGAGCCGUAGCUUUUCUCUACAGAUGGAUGAGUCCACAAUAAGACAGAGCGAAGCCCUCCUGAUGAGUUAUGUGAGAUAUAUAGACCAGGAAGAUCUGAAGGAGGAGAUGCUGUUCUGUAGAUCGCUGGAAACGACAACGACCGCAACCGACAUUUACAAGCAAGUCCGGGAGUACUUGUCAGAGCAUAAAAUCCCUAUAGAAAACAUGGUUUCAUGCGUGGCAGACGGCGCACCGGCCAUGAUGGGGAGAAAAAAAGGUUGUCUCAAGAUGUUGAAAGAUGACAACCCCGGGAUGCUCACCAUACACUGCGUGAUCCACAGGGAAAACCUGGUGGCUAGAACCCUCUCACCGAGUCUUCACAAAGUCAUGCAAGCUGUGAUCAAAUGUGUGAAUGAGAUAAAAGCAAAGCCCAAGUUCGAGCGCUUAUUCGAACAGUUUUGUCACGGUCAGCAAGAAGCACACGUGCGGCUCUUGAUUCACACUGAAAUACGCUGGCUCUCCAAGGGAAACUGCCUACGAAGGUUCAUGGAACUAUUCGACGCUGUCGUCGAAUUCUUGAAAGACAAGGAAGAGGUGGCUCUCCUCACAUCGUUUGAGGGGAAAAUUCUCGUAAGCUACCUCGCCGAUAUCUUCGACUUUCUGAAUGGCUUGAAUUUGAAGCUACAAGGCAAGAAGGUCUCUCUAAUCGAGGCGCAGGAGAGCAUUCAGGGUUUCAUAAAGUUCUUGCGAGUUGCUGCGAACAACGUCAGAGCUAGGAACUCGAUCAGUUUCUUGGUUGAAGAAGUGUAA
Molecule: messenger RNA, 1305 nt
Organism: Galendromus occidentalis (western predatory mite)
Lineage: Eukaryota; Metazoa; Arthropoda; Arachnida; Mesostigmata; Phytoseiidae
Product: SCAN domain-containing protein 3-like
Exons: 1
Coding region: 1-1305 (434 amino acids)
Source: RefSeq, a predicted model, not a curated record